AUGGGAUUAACUAAAGACUUCUUAAAAUUUCAACAAUCGGGCUUUUUUAAUUUACUCGCUUCUCCUAAUGGAAUGGUUCAAUUUGUUGAUAGUGUUACUUGUGCUGUUGCUGCAGCUGAAAAUGUUUCUUUUUACAAUAUGCGAACAUUGGCAAAGACAAAACAAAUUCGUUUUGAAGGAAGAAUCGUUACUUCUUUUGCAUUGACGAAGGAUAAAUCGAAAAUUGCUGUUGGGUAUGAUAAUGGUCCCCCGAUUGUUUUUAAUGGACACAAAACAGGAGUAAAUUGUUUGGCUUUUAGUGACGAUGGUUUUAUCUUGGCUAGUGGAGGAAAGGAUUCGGUUAUUGCUCUAUGGGAUGUGUUAAAUGAAUCUGGUAUUUGCAGUUUAUUUGGCCACAAAGGAACAAUAACUCACCUGCGUUUUGUACAGAAUGAAUUAUAUCUGGUUUCGAGUUCUAAAGAUACGCAGAUUCGCUUUUGGAGUCUUCUAAACAAAUGUUGUUUUUAUUUACUUGCUGAAAGUCAAUCAGAAAUAUAUUCAUUUGCUUUUCUAAAUAAGGAGAAUUUACUAGUUGUUGCAAAUUCUGAAAUUGAAUUAUCUGUAUUUGAACUUAAAUGGAAUAAAGAAAUUAAAGAAGAGAAUGAUGAUGAGGAAAUAUUAGAUGAUUUGAAUGUAAAAAGAAUAUGUUCAGAAGAUGUUAACAAUAAUGAUAAUGAAUUACUAAAGGAUCAAGCAAAUGUACUAAAGGAUCAAGCAAAUAAAGUUUUACAGUGCAAAAAACGCGGUUCACUCUUACGACAAGCUAAAGGCCGUGCUCUUCAAUUAAGUGUCUCUAGUGAUGAGGCUAUUUUAUGUUGUGUAGGUGCUGAUUCUUUGGUUGAUAUUUACAGGUUUUUUUGUUUGUUUAAUUAUUUUAAGAAUAUUUUAAGAAAUUUUACGGAAGAGGAAAGUAGUAAACGAUUUAGAAGAAAAUUAAGAAAACUCCGCCAACGCUUGGAAAUUCAAGAAAAUGAAGAAAAUAAAGACGAUUUAUCUACUCAAAUGUUAAAAUUGGAAAAUGAAGUGCGCAAAGAUAUUACAACAAUUAUUGCUAGAAUAGGGGAUUACAGAGCUGAUUCAAAAGUUAAAUGGAUUGAUAUUUGUGAUUCUUUUACUGUUUUGCCUAAUGGACGAACAAGAGAAUAUAGAUUUUAUUGUCUACUUAAAUCUAAUAAUGUUUUGGGUGUUUCUAUUCGUGUUGAUUGGAAAAACAGUGCUACAGAGUCUUUUCUUCUAACUAGUUUGGGACAGCGUGUUCAUAGAACGGAUAUUCGUGCUCUUGCAAUUUCUUCAAAAUCUGAUAUAAUUGUAACUGGAUCAAAUGAAUCUGCAAUAGUUUGGGAUUUACAAGAAUUGGUAUCUUUAAAUAAAUUGAUUGCUGAUGGUCUUCAACAGAUUUCUGCUGCUCUGCUUUUUGCUAAUGAUACACAAUUAAUUUUGGGAACUAGAACUGGAUCGUUGUUCUUAUUUAAUUUAAAAACUUGUGAAUUAAUUGAAAAAAGUGAUUCUGUUCAUGAUUCUAUUACUGGACUUUGUGCAUUUCCAAAUAAGGAUGGAUUUGUUUCAUUUGGUCAGGAUAAAAAAGCAAGAUUUUGGUGUUUUGAAAGAGCAAAAGAUUCUUCUGAUCGUGAUUAUUUAUCAAUUCGAUCCAAGCGUGUACUAGAACUUCAAGAUGAACCUUUAUGCGCUGCAAUUUCCCCAAAUGGCAAAUUUAUUGCAUUUGGCCUUUUAGACAAUACUUCAAGAGUUUUCUUUAUGGACAGCCUUAAAUAUUUUGUAUCGUUAUAUGGGCAUUCAUUGCCCAUUUAUUGUAUUGAUAUUUCACAUGAUAACAAAUUAAUAAUUACUGGUUCUGGAGAUAAGUCUGUGCGAAUUUGGGGACUUGAUUUUGGAGAUUGUCAUCGUUCUUUGUUUGCUCAUGAUGGAAACAAUGGGAUGCUUUAA
Messenger RNA from Meloidogyne enterolobii, 1983 nucleotides. The record is from the annotation of a GenBank genome assembly. Lineage: Eukaryota; Metazoa; Nematoda; Chromadorea; Rhabditida; Meloidogynidae.